Messenger RNA from Helianthus annuus (common sunflower), 1377 nucleotides. RefSeq lists its product as uncharacterized. Lineage: Eukaryota; Viridiplantae; Streptophyta; Magnoliopsida; Asterales; Asteraceae. Gene Ontology annotation, biological process: proteolysis. The transcript is spliced from 2 exons. Bases 1 to 1377 code for a protein of 458 amino acids. The record is from RefSeq and is a predicted model, not a curated record. Gene Ontology annotation, molecular function: zinc ion binding; aspartic-type endopeptidase activity; nucleic acid binding.
AUGGCGUGCAACCCAUUACCUUUCAAAGGAGAAAUUGAUCCUAUAGCAUGUCAAAGGUGGAUUGCAAGUACUGAGGCGGUGUUCGUAAGGAGUCAUUGUGAAAAAGAGGAUCAAGUGAUGUUUGCCACCAGUUUGUUACAACUCCAAGCUAAAGACUGGUGGGAUGCUUAUAGUAAAGAGAUUGGGGAAGACAAAGUUCGAGUCUUAACAUGGCAAGAGUUCAAGGAACCUUUUCUAAAGUACCACUGUCCGCAAUCUGCCAUUGACAGGAUCCAAGAAGAUUUCUUACAUCUCCGUCAGAAAGACGAAACCAUUGAUGAAAUCACCAACACUUUCCCUGACAAACUGAAAUUCUGUAAAGAAAUAGCGGGAACGGAAAGAAUGAAGAUAAACCGCUAUCAUGAAAGAGGUGAGAAGAGAGUGUCUGAGAAUGUUCCCAGCUCAAGCCCGUCGAAGAAACAAAAAUUUCAAGAUCAGAGCAAGAAGGAUAAGGCGAAGGGUAGCAUUCCGAAAUGCAAAACGUACGGGAAGUUAUACACGGGGGAGUGCUUGAAAGGGAAGAAGGGCUGUUACAAUUGUGGUCAAGAGGGACAUCCAUACUAUAGGUGUCCUAAUCCUUCCAGAACGUGCUAUAACUGUUUCCAGCCGGGUCAUAUUAAGGCUGAAUGUCCCAAGCUUCAACAGAAAACCGAUAAGGAAGCAAGAAAGGAGGAAGCCCCAAGAGCUAAGGGGAGGAUGUUUCAGAUCACGACUGAAGAAGGAAAGGACCACCCGAAUGUUGUAUUAGGUAUAUUCUUGUUGAACUUGAUGCCUACGUACGUGUUAUUUGAUACUGGAGCCAGUAGAUCGUUUGUAUCAAGUGAAUUAGCGUCGCACCCCUCUUUUAGAAUCGAAAGAAUGCAUGUGCCAUUAGAAGUAGAGAUAGAGGAUAGUAAGAGUUAUUUGUUGCACGAAGUUUGUAGAGAUUGUGAAAUUAUCGUUGAAGAUGAGAAGUUUGCCAUUGACCUUAUUCCCAUGGUUUUGGGAGAAUUCAAGGUUGUAGUUGGCAUGGAUUGGCUAGCCAAACAUUAUGCCGAAAUUCAAUGCGAGAAAAAGGUGAUUCAUGUGUUAACACCGGGAGGAAAACGAGUGAGUAUACAAGGGGAAAGGAAUGUUAAUUCGAAGCUUUGUUUUAUAGUCCAAGCAUUCAAGUAUGUGCGAAAUGGAAGCAAGGCGUUUCUAGCCUACGUGGUGGAUACUAAGCAGAAUACCCAUAAGAUAGAAGAGGUUGAAGUUGUGAACGAGUUUCUUGAUGUAUUUUCGGAAAUUUGCCGGGGCUUCCACCAGAUCGUGAGGUGGAUUUUAAGAUUGAAUUAUAUCCCGAUGCCAAACCCGUAG